AAAGGAGAUGGAUGGAGUUGAUCAAGGACUAUGACUUGAUCAUCGACUAUCAUCCCGGAAAGGCCAAUGUAGUGGCCGAUGCACUGAGCAGGAAAAGUACGUCGGGGACAUUACUCACAUGUCUACGAACUUUGAGGGCACAAGUGGAGGUGUCCACGAGUGGGGUCCUCAUUGCUAGAUUCGAGGUUAGGCCUACAUUGCUGAGUGAGAUCAGUAGAUGUCAGGCCACUGAUGAAGAAUGCCAGAAGAUCCGCGAGAGGAUCCUUGAAGGGCCCGUGGAGAACUUUCGGGUACGUGAUGACGGUCUUUUACUGUUUAAAGACCGUGUAUGCAUACCAAAGAGUGAGGAGCUCCAAAAGUCCAUACUAGAGGAGGCUCAUUCUUCGGCAUAUGCUAUGCAUCCAGGGGGUACUAAAAUGUACCGAGACUUGAAGGAAAGUUACUGGUGGUCGGGUAUGAAGAGAGACAUCGCAGAGUACGUGAGUCGAUGCCUUACUUGCCAACAAGUUAAGGCAGAGCAUCAGCACCCGGCGGGGCUUUUGCAGCCACUGACCAUUCCAGAAUGGAAGUGGGAGCAUGUUACCAUGGACUUCGUGGUGGGGCUACCACGAACAGUGAACAACUACGAUGCAGUAUGGGUAGUGGUUGAUAGGCUCACUAAGAGUGCACACUUUUUACCUAUCAACAUUACAUAUCCUCUUGAAAGAUUGGCAAAGUUAUACACGGAAGAGAUUGUGAGACUACAUGGAGUCCCGAUAUCCAUUGUCUCGGAUAGGGAUCCACGGUUCACAUCUCGAUUUUGGCCCAAGUUUCAAGCAUCUUUGGGUACUAAAUUGAAGUUUAGCACAGCUUUUCAUCCACAGACGGAUGGACAAUCUGAAAGGGUGAUACAGAUAUUGGAAGACAUGCUUAGGGCAUGUGCUCUGGAGUUCCAAGGAAGUUGGGACAAACAUUUGGCCCUAGUCGAGUUCGCCUAUAACAACAGUUAUCAGGCGAGUAUUGGUAUGCCUCCAUACGAGGCCUUGUAUGGGAGGAAAUGCAGAACACCGUUGUGUUGGGACGAGGUUGGCGAGGCCAAGCUCGAAGGGAUUGAACUUGUUGAAAUCACCAAAGCUAAGGUGAAAGUCAUUCAGGAUAGACUCAAGGCUGCCCAAGAUCGGCAGAAGAGUUAUGCCGACAAACGACGCAGGCCAUUGGAGUUCGAGGUCGGUGAUAAGGUCUUCCUAAGGAUUUCUCCUUGGAAGGGUAUCAUCCGAUUUAUAUCGAGGGGAAAACUCAACCCCCGAUACAUUGGUCCGUUCGAAAUCCUUGAAAGGAUUGGGGCCGUGGCAUACCGUCUCAAGUUGACGCCAGAACUUGAGAAGAUACACGACGUGUUUCAUAUAUCGAUGCUCAAGAAAUACGUGAGAGAUCCAUCUCAUAUUCUUGAGAAGCCACCGGUGGAGAUACGUGAAGACCUACAAUAUGCGGUGGAACCGGUACAGAUUGUGGGUCAACAGGUGAAGAAACUGAGGAACAAGGAGAUUCCUAUGGUAAAGGUUCUUUGGAGGAGUGAUCGAGUCGAAGAAGAAACUUGGGAGACUGAGGUCUCAAUGAGGGAGCAAUACCCGUUUCUUUUCGAUUAGACACAUGGAUUUCGGGGACGAAAUCCCAAAUAAGGGGGGGUGAACUUGUAACACCGUCCCCAAAUGUAUUUGCUUUUAAGUGAAUAUUGUAUUUUUAACCUUAUUGAAAUGGUGAACGAAUUUACGAUGUCCCGAAUUUUUAUUAAUUCCUUUGCACAAAUAGUAAAUUCGCACGUGGGGCCCGCACCGGGAGCGGGGGCCGCCUGAUAUUCCCGGGACCACAUGAACUAUUCAUUUUGGUCUAGAUAAUGUUUAUAUGGUGGUGGAUAAUUCAUUGAGCCAUGGAAUGGUCCAGAGUUGACCGAUUGGUCAAAAGAGGCCCAAAUACCGGUAUUGGCAAAUUAACCGAUAAAUGCCCGAAAUUGAAUUUCAGGGACUUAUAAAUUUAAGUUGGGGAAUGAAUAUUCAUUAUAAGGGUCAUGAUGAUGGAGAACACACAAAAUAUUUUAUUUGAACCGAUAAAAUAAAAUAUGUUUAAAACAGUCCGAAAAAAUACAACUUUCGGGACUGAUUGUACACUUUUGGGCAAAAAGGGUUGACCUCCCACAUGGGUGGGGGCCAACCCACGAAUUUUGUCUUGAAAAUGGAGUGGAUGGCCGGCUGGUAGGAUAGGAGUUGAUGGGAGGGGAUUUUUGAGAUGAAAGCUUUGGCAUCAAACAAAAUGAGUUGGACCCAUCUCCACACUCAUUUGUUCAUUGAGACAAAACCACACCCCUCACUCAUCUCUCCCCCCAUUCCUGCGGCCAGCACCCAUCAAGCAAGGACAAGGAGCUCAUCAUCCUCCUUUCUCCAUUGUUGAAGAAAGCUCCACAAGAAAGAAUCCCAAGGGAAGGAACUAAAGUGCUAAAAGUGUGAUAGGAUUAAGGAACUUGGUAUAGAGUAUCUUUGAGCUUCGCCGGAGUUUCGCCGGAGUUGGUCAAAGUUGGCCGGAGUUGGUCAAAGUUCACCGGAAUUAGUCCAAGUUCAACCGCGGAGCGUAGAACACGCUUAAGCUCACUUAAGUUUCAGGUAGAACUUGAAGGUUGCUACCACCGCCCGUCGCUUCGGGAAGAUCAAAGGAGGGAGACGUGGUUCGUGCUUCUUCCGUUCCUGUUUUGAAAACAUUUUGAACAAUGCUCAUGGAUACUAUUUUUUAAAUAUUUGUUUGGGGGCUUGUAUGCCCAUGAUUGCCAAAGUGUGGCAUAAACACUUAUAUUAAAUGUUUCCG
Cuscuta epithymum is the source of this 2832-nucleotide messenger RNA. The record is from the annotation of a GenBank genome assembly. NCBI's taxonomy places the organism in Eukaryota, Viridiplantae, Streptophyta, Magnoliopsida, Solanales, Convolvulaceae.